AAUUGCGGUCUCCCGACUGGCCUUCUGGGUAGAGUCUGCGCGAGUGGGAGUGGAGCGAGUCGCUCGGUCUCGGCAGCGUUCAUCCAUUCUGUGCGGCACUCCCCGUACAGCUCCGUGCGUCCUCGGUGCGAACCGAGGGCUCCGACCGGGCUGUUUGUCUGCUAUUCUCGAAGAAAAACGCGGGACGGUAGAGAAAAGCUACACGGAAUAACCUUCAGCGAACCUUCCCGGCGCUGUUGGAGAGGACAUGGAGUGACGGAGAGCGGGAGAAAGGGGCUUUUUCCGAGGACGGCGUGCUCCGCUCAAACCCAACAUGGCGCUGCUGCGAGGUACGGCCGAGCUGAAUUAAUUUCUCCGCGAAUCCGCCGACCUCGCCACCUGUAUCCUUUGGGGGGCCCGGGCCAAACGGCGCAUUGCUCUCCGACUUAGAGGACCUGAACGGAUUUUCUUUUGUGGAUAUCUCUGUAUCCCGGCGUCUGUUUUUCCGCGGCGCAGGAUCUUUUUGUUGCUUUAUGGAAACCCAAGUGACAUUUUCAGCCGCAAAAAGUCCGCUUGAAAUCUAGGCUAAUGGAUGAGAGUUCCCUGUAGACAAUAGAAUAAAGAGCCAGAGCUUCAUAUGUGAGACUUGUUUUGUUUUGUGACAAGUGGAUAACCUGUUAGACACUUUUAGUUGUGUUUUUUUCUUUGGCCGGGAUCGUCUGUCUCCAGCAGACAGGACCGUAACCGGGCUCGUCUACGUACGCACGGAUCGCUGCCCUCCUAGUUAACUUGGCAAAACAGGAAAAAGGCGUGAGUUGGGGCGCACGACCACGGCUGGAACUUGCACCAAUUAACCAGGGCAACAUCUGUUCGUGAUGUCGAUGCUGAGGCACAAACCAACCUGGAACUAAGACAAGGGAACCACAUCACACAAAACAUGGUGGACGCGAGGCUGACGCCCCUGGCGGCGAUGGGGCUGGACCGAGGCGCUUUGAUACAUGAUGGUCUUCGUCUCCAUGGUGGCGUUGUGUACCCAGGGAUCAGAGCACUUCCGGGAGAGAAGAGCCGAGAGACACCCGCCCUCCCGCUCACUUAUAACAGGGACGGCCUCCCAGAACUCAUCUACAAGCCUGAUGGCCCUCUGGACAGUCGUAAGCCCACAAAUGGAUAUCUGGGCCUGUAUAAGGGCACCCAUCCAAGUCUCCACAAGCCUGUGCUGGUUCCUGGAGCUGGAAAUGAUGGUCUCGGCUUGGAACGCAGAGUAGGGCCUGGAGAAAAGGCAUCUGAACUGGGCUUGGCAACUGCUGGUGGCAGCUACCUGCGCAUGCCAUGGCUCAGCCCCUACCACGAAGCAAGCAUGUAUCCCUUCAUGGACACGUCCAAGUACGCGGCUCUAAGCAUGUACAAAGCGUCCUUGCUCAGCCAACCCAACCCAUAUCUACCCCAGCACCUGCCCUACCCGCCUCUGUGUGCAGCCCAGGGGGGCAAUGUUACCUCAGCUGCAGCUGCCUCUGCUGCUGAGAGGCUGUACUAUAUGCCUCCCUAUCCUCCCUCUCCCAUCUCUUCUCCCCUGGUGGCUCCCCCCAUGAGGAUUCCUCCAGUCACAGUGGCCCCCACAUCACUGGUGCACUGCCAAGAUAAGGGACUUGGUGUUGCACCUCCAUUUGCACAGCAGCUUCACCAACCUUCCCCUCAUCCUCAGCACCACCAGGCUGCUAUAGACAGGGACCGGUCCCCGAGCAGGAGCAGCAGACCAAGCAGACCUCCUUCUAGGAAGGGCUCAAGCACCAACAAUAACACCAGUAGUACUAGCACUAGUGGCGCCAGUAGUGGGAAUAAUAAUAGUCUGCCUACUGAUUCUUCUCGCCUCCCUCAGCCUCCCCCUCCUCCUGCUCUACUCGACAAUUCACUGGAUUUACAAAGACCAGUUACGAGGAUAGGACAGCCGUCCACCUCCUCCUCUUCUUCAAUAUCUGCCUCAUCCUCCUCCACACAGUCCAUUCCUCAUCCUUUCUCUGUCAGCAGCAUGGCGUCAGAGCAGCCCUCCUCCGCCCGACCCAGCCCCCACAAAGCCCGGCCCAGAGACGGGGCCCCUGAGCACAGAAGUGGAGGAGUUGAGAAGAGACCCAGCAGGUCACCCUCUAAAGGAAAUUUUGAGAGGCCAGCUCACCAACCUCAAGCAACCAAAGACUCGGCAGAGAAGCCGCUGGAUUUGUCUGGAAGAAUGCUGGAGUUUGGACCACAUUCCGGUGGAUUCCCAGUUAAGAUGGACACUAUGGCAUCAGGUGCACGUUACGGACUUCCUCCAAGCCGAGAGCUCCUAAAGGAAAACCUGUCUCUCUCUCCUUCCUCUCACCCUCACUCUGUGGUUAGCAGCACUUCUUCAAAGGUCUCAGACAGACCGGAGAUGAUCAGCACUUUACACUCCUCCUGGGUCGUACCAAGCCCGUCUCCUUCUCACACACAGCACACACCAGGCCUGCCCCCCUCUCCAAGGCCCAACACAGAUCUGGGUCUUUCACAAGCCAAAGGCUCCUCACCCUCUGUCAUAAAAAACAAGAGUCUGGAGAGAGUGCUCCCUCAACAACGUAGCUCUUCCUGUCCAAGGAUAGGAGAGCCAAACCAUAACGUUGCCACCACUCAACACUCCGGCUCCUCUUUAGUCAACUCCAGGGCUCUUUCUCCCAAACCUAAUGGUGAGUGGGUCAAACACAGCCCCAGCCAAUCAGAUCAUCCCCCAGCUGUGGGCCACCACAGAGAGGGAACAGAGAAGUCCUCCCAGACCACUAAGAGAGGUGAAACAACUCCAGAUGUGUCAUCAUACAAGAGGCCUUGUUUAGAGAAUGGUCACCCUCCUGGCCAUCUUUACCUUCCUCAGAAUGAUUAUCUGAACCACAGCUUGGCUUAUGCCAACAGAUACUUACACUACCCGAUCCCCGAAGGCAUGGCGCUACACUCUGUGCCAAUUGGAGGGAAAGGUCCUGUCUACCCUCACCCAGUCCUGCUGGGCAGCAGCAGCCUUUACCCAACACAUUUGGCAGCAAAACCCCCUUUACCCUACCACAACCUCCCAGCUGGUCCCACAGGGGAGUACCUCACUUAUAACACACAGGAGAUGGUCCAUCCCUUGAUGCAGACGCACUCUGACAACAAGCUGCCAGACAGGGCAGAUGCAAUGUUGAAGCCCCGAGGACAGGAGAAAUCCCGGGGAGCUGUCGAUGAAUGUGGGAGUCACAGAGAUCACAACACUGGGAAAGAGACAGGCGAGGGAAAUCAAAUGAAGCCUGAUAGGGAAGCAGGAGCACAAGGACAAGGUGGAAGUCAAAGCAAAACCCCCUCUUCCUCAGCAGCAUCCAUAGAAAAGAUUGUCUGCAUUGACCUUGUAAACUCAGACACAGAUAUUGAGUCUGCCCCAACAGUCCACAAACAGUCUUCUGCUGAGGCAAGCUCCAAGGUUAACCAAAACGAAUGUUGUCAUAGUAACCAAAAUCUGACAAAGACUGACUAUGAGUCAAAACACCAACACCAUCUUCCCCAUCCUUAUCCAGUCCACUCUGGACAGAGCCCCAACCUGAAGCCCAGCCACACUGACAGACAGCCAGAAAUUUCCUUUGGAAAAACAAAGGUUCUCCAGGACACGGGUUGUCCUGGGGUGACGCCCUGCACAUCCCUGACUUCUCCAGGGCAGGCUGCCCAAGCAGAGGAGAGCUCUGAGGAGCAGAGCCCCAGCCCAGACCCUGGAGACCAAGACCAGAGCACAUUACGCUGCGCCCGAACAUCAGGGGAGCGCAGCUCUGGUAAGGACAAAAGCGAUAGGGACAGCCAAGCUCCCCAUUUUAUUCAGCGCUGUGCAGAUGUUGUGAAGGAUUCAAACUGCGAAAAAGUGAGCGAGAGAGAGACUGAAAAGGAAAACAGUAUUGUUGACCUAGGAGAGUCUCAAGGAGAAGGGGAUGAUGAAGAAGAAGAAGAGGGUUGCCAGAAUUCGUCUAAAAGCGCUCGUAGAUCCAGUCUGGCCAAAAGGAUCGCUAACUCCUCUGGCUACGUCGGUGACCGCUUUAAAUGCGUCACCACGGAGCUGUACGCUGACUCCAGCAAGCUGAGCCGUGAACAGAGAGCUCUGCAGAUGGAAGUCAUAUCACGAGAGGGGAGUAAUAUAAGUCAACCUGCAGCUAACUGGGAGCGGGCGAUGAUGCGGUUCUCGGAGCUGGAGCUGAAGGAGAAGGAGGGCGGCGGUGUGUGUGUGUCUGGCCCGGCAGCGGCAGCAGGACGGGAGCUGGCGGACGGCCAGCCCAGAGAGCGAGCGCUGGAGCCCUGCCAGCACAGCACCAGGCAGAGGGAGGGUGUCCGGCCGCCCUACACUAACAACAGAGUUCCAGUCCUCCAGAGGUGUGGGGGCCAGAGGGAGCCUCUGUCCCCAGCCCACGGAGCCCAAGACGGGGCCAGAGGUGCCAGCCAAGGAGGGCAGAAGGACGGAGCCAGGAAGGCGUUGAGAGAGUCCGAUGAAAAUCAUUGCAUGCCACCCACUCUGACUCUGUCGAAAGGCUACCCGGAGGAGAUGCUCGGUCCCGGCUUUGGACCCACCAGGAAACGCCCACUCUGCCUGAAGACGGAGCAGGAGGACUCUGAGAGGGAAGGAGGAGACAGGGUGUCCCUUCCAGAGAAAAGAUCCAAGCUCUCUGCGGAUGAGGCCAGUCACGACGAGGACGAGGACGACGAGGUGCGGAAGCUCAAAGUCUGCAUCGAGCUCAAGGGACUGCGACUCAGCAAGCCGGCUGCAGGUGCCACCUCGCCCGACGGGACGCAGAUCAAGCAGGAGCGUCUGUGGCCUCAGCCUCGCCUGGCGAACCCGGCCCAGGGCGCGCGCGACGGCCGCAAAGUCAGGCUGAGCGAGCCCGAGGACAGAGCGGCGGCGCAGAUCAACAGGAAGUGGGCCUGCGAGAAGCUGCUGAACGGAGUAGCCGCCGCCGCCGCCUCCCUCCCUCCCGGCCAGCUGAAGGACAGAGCGCACCCGCCGAACCCCUUCUCAGGUGACCGUGGCCUCAAGGAGCCCAGGAGGGGCCCCCCCUCUCCGGCCCCGGAGCCGUCCGUGGGAGGCCCCCCUCCCCUCAAGCCCCGUCGCCAUAGUGACACAGACAAACCCAAGGGCAAGCGGCCGUGCAAGACCAAGCACACCGGCCAGAGGGAGCGGGAGAGGAGGAAGGAGGCCACACCUAGCAGCCCAGGCCAGCGCUGCGUGGCCGAUCCGGGAGCGGCCGAAGACGACAAGCUGAGUGAGCAGCGCGGCGCUCCGAGGAAGAGAGCCGCCUCUCCUAAUCAUUAUCCCUGCUCUCCAGUCAAGCCCUGCUCCCCCACCGCGCUCUGCCCGCCCUCCCUGCAGCCUCAGGCCAACUGCAGAGCGCCGAGCGUUGCUCUACCGGAGGCGGCGGCGGUGGCGGUGGCGGUGGCGGCGGGGCUGCACCGGACCCCCCCUGCCGAACCCUCCGUGAUGCGUCCGAUCCCGCCGGAGGCUCGCCGGCUGAUCGUGAACAAGAACGCCGGGGAGACUCUGCUCCAGAGAGCUGCGCGGCUCGGCUACGAGGAGGUGGUGUUGUACUGUCUGGAGAACAGAGUGUGUGAGGUGAAUCACCGGGACUACGCCGGGUACUGCGCCCUCCACGAGGCGUGCGCCCGCGGCUGGCUCAGCAUCGUCCAACACCUGCUGGAUUACGGCGCCGACAUCAACUGCAGCGCUCAGGAUGGAACCAGACCGAUUCACGACGCCGUGGAGAAUGACCACCUGGACGUGGUGAGAGUCCUGCUGUCUUAUGGCGCUGACCCCACCCUGGCCACGUACUCUGGCCGCGGCCUCCUCAAGAUGACCCACAGCGACAGCAUGGAGCGCUUCCUCACCGAUUAUUUUGCUGACCUUCAGGGCCGCUCGGAUGACGACCCGGGGCUUUAUUGGGAGUUCUAUGGCAGCGCUGUGUGUGAGUCUAGCGAGGAAGGCAGGAUCUACGACAUCCUGGCCGACCCCCCGGGCCCAGAGGACGAGGACGAGGACGAUAAGAGGGAGGUUUUUGAGUUUGAGUUCUCCGACCGCCCUCUGCUGCCGUGCUACAACAUCCAGGUGUCCCUCUCCCAGGGGCCCAGGAACUGGCUGCUGCUGUCGGACGUGCUCCGUCGGCUGCGGAUGUCGGCCCGCGGCUUCCGCCAGGCCUUCCCCCACAUGGAGGUGGUGACGGUGGCCGAGGCGGAGUUCUACCGGCAGGCGUCCCUGUCGCAGCUCUUCUCCUGCCCCGAGGAGCUGGAGGGCUUCCACCCCGACAGCAAGGAGCUGCUGGACCUGGUGGAGGACAGCGCCGAGCUGGCCGCCCUGCUGGGCUCCACGCUGGAGUGUCUGGACGACCGCUGGGAGCAUCCGGGGGACAAACUGAAGGACAAACUGAAGGCCGUCGGCAGGCUGGGCUCGUCCUGACCCCUCUGAGCCUCUGAGCCGCCGGACCCUGAACUCCUCACCGACUGCAGUUUGCUUCAGAACCGAGCAGCGGCUGUGAUGAUCUGCCUUAGCCUGGACCAGCGCUGGACAGACGGACUGACCUGCUGGCUGAGACGUUUCCCUCUGAGGAUCAAAUACAUCAACAGACUUAAUAAUGGUCUUAUUUUUAUAAAUUAAUAUAUGUAUAAAUAAAUAAAUAUAUAUAAAUAUAUAAAUAUAAAAUAUCAAGAGAUUUUUUUCCAGGAUGUUGCUCACGACUCCUCUCUGAAAGAUGUUUUUUUUUUAAUGGACGGAGUGUGUGAAUGGCAGCACAUGGUGCAUGUGUGUAGCUGUACAGAAUAGUACUGAGGCUGUGCUGCUGAAUGUGGUUUUUGUGUUUAUAGGAAGCACAUGAUGUCCUGUUUUUUCUUUUCCUUUCUUUCUUCCUCUCCUCAGACUUCAGUGCUCGCUUGAGCCUCAGGGGCUAUUUUGUUGUAAUUUUUUAUGUUAAAAUUUCCGCUUCCCGUUUAGUCUGUAAUUUAACAUGCGAAACUACAAAACUGUUUGUAUAAUAAAGUUUUAAGAUAAUGUUGAUAUUUGACCGUUCGGCACAGAGCUUGUACAUAACAGGGAGGCUACUGCAGUAAAGUAAUUUUUUGGUGUGUUCAUUUUUGUUUUAACUUUGUAAUUAAAAUAUCUCAUAAUUUGUAUUUAUAUUUUACAAAAGAAGUUGCUUUAAAAUAAAUAUACAAACUGCAAGACGA
This is a messenger RNA of Acanthochromis polyacanthus (spiny chromis), 7197 nucleotides long. RefSeq names its product BCL6 corepressor (gene bcor). Gene Ontology annotation, biological process: negative regulation of transcription by RNA polymerase II. The record is from RefSeq and is a predicted model, not a curated record. Gene Ontology annotation, molecular function: protein binding; transcription corepressor activity. The transcript has 14 exons. The coding region runs from base 917 to 6433 and encodes 1838 amino acids. Gene Ontology annotation, cellular component: nucleus. NCBI's taxonomy places the organism in Eukaryota, Metazoa, Chordata, Actinopteri, Pomacentridae.